Rosa rugosa (rugosa rose) is the source of this 1620-nucleotide messenger RNA. RefSeq lists its product as uncharacterized. The transcript has a single exon. The coding region runs from base 1 to 1620 and encodes 539 amino acids. NCBI's taxonomy places the organism in Eukaryota, Viridiplantae, Streptophyta, Magnoliopsida, Rosales, Rosaceae. The record is from RefSeq and is a predicted model, not a curated record.
AUGGAAUCAACCCCUACUGAAUCAGUUCCCCAAGCCGCUGCUCCGUUGAGCUACGCUAGUACUCUACUCCAACCUUUGGGGUCUAGGGUUUUAAGCAGUAAGGCUAUGCUCGGUGAUUUCACUCUUGAAGAUGAUGACUAUGAAAUUUCUGAAGGUAAGCGUGGUCCAAACAUCAGUUUUUCUCAAAAAGUUGAGGAGAAGCUCAAUCUAGAUUGGAAUUGUGCAGCUAUUGUCAAGUUGAUGGGCAACCCCAAAUCUGAUAAUGCCUUUGAAUUUAUGCAUCGUGGUUUAACUCGAAAAUGGAAAUUAAAGGGGCCAUGGCAAUUGAUUGAUAUUCCAAAUGGGUUUUUUGUUGUGAAAUUUCAACUGUUUGAAGAUCUGGAUUAUGUUUUAUGUGGUGGUCCUUGGAUUAUUUCCGGGCAAACUCUUGUUGUCCAAAAGUGGAGACCAGAUUUCAACCCCAUGGUUGAGAAAAUUAAUAGGAUGGCAAUAUGGGUUCGAAUUUUGGGUCUACCCUUGAAGUAUUUCAAAGAUUUCACCAUGAGGAAGAUUGGUAACCUGAUUGGACCUGUUUUGAAAAUUGACAAAGUUACACUUGCCCAGGCAAGAGGAAAGUUCUGUAGAAUCUGUGUGGAAGUGAAUCCCAAUGAACCGUUAAAGCCCUUUGUGGAAGUUGAUUUUCAGGCGUAUGGGGUAGUCUAUGAAGGCAUUUCUACCAUCUGUUUCAACUGUGGUGUCUAUGGUCAUGUAAAGGGUCAAUGGCCAUAUAACACAGAACAUGAAAUUGUGCAAGACACCACCGUGGAUGAUACUGUGCAACCACCUAUUGCUUCGAACCCCACUAUUGAGGAACCUGUGAGUGCUCCUGCUACCCAUGAGAAAGCAAUGGAAGAGGAUAAAGCUGAAACUAAACCAAAUAACAAGGCGACUCAGGGUCCUUCGCCAACUCAAAGUAUGGACAUGGGUCCUUGGAUGGUAAUGAAUUACAGGAAUAGGAAACCAAUGAGCAACAAUAGUUCUACAACUAAGCAGAAAGCUAAUCAGGGUUCGAGGUUUGCUCCCUUACAAGAUAAUGUAACUGAAGACACUGAGAAUCAGAGAAAGGUUUCUUCCACCAGUGAGAAGACUACUGAGCAAAAAGUUGUGAAGACGUGGAAACCUAUUCAAAAAAACCAGGUAAGCAGUAGUAAAAAUGAUAACGCCACUGUUAUUGCAGGUAGUGCUGCUGCUAAAAACCAUCCCAAAGCUGCACCUCUCAAGGAUGUCUCUAAUCUGCCUUCAACUUCAAAACCCUUGAGUGUGACCUCUAAAGCUACGAAAGGUACAAUUAACAGGAAACUUAUGAUAUCUAUUGAGUCUACAAAGAGUCCUAUUACUGAGUUCCCUAUUCUGAAUGCCUUUAAGAAUAUAAGCACAGAUACACAUAUUUCUAAAUCUAUUGAUGGUGAAUUUGGGAAUUCCCCACCUGAGGAGGUAAUUGUUGCUUGCGAGGUAGAUAAGUCAAUUUCAGAUAGCUCCAUUCCUCCUACUAAUGCCAAUCACAUAUGUGAAAAUGACAAAAAGGUCAAUAUUGCUCCUGUUCUAUCCUCUCCAGAUGGGGAGGAUAUGAUUGUUGCCUGA